CGAUCGUGAAAGCUGUGGUGAAGGUCCGUGUGAAUGCCUUCUCCACAGAACUUUCUGUACUAAACUGUGUUUUAUCCACCGCAUGUAAUAUCGAAACCUGGAGGAACUUAUUUCUACAACUUAAAGCAGGAUGUGGCAGCCUACACACGUCCAAGUAACAGUACAAAGGGCGAGGAAUCUACUCUACAAAGGGAAAAAUGAGACAAACGAUGCUUUCGUGGUUAUUGCACUCGGGAAGGACAAGUUCCAGACGUCCAUCAAGGAGAAGGCGCCCAGCAACGUAGACUGGCAUGAAGAAUGCGAACUAGCUAUUCCAUCCCAUGGGAACACAGCUGCAUUAAAACUCACAGUAUUUCACCGCAAUGCCCUUGGUCUUGAUGAAUUUUUGGGGCAGAUUGAGCUUCCCCUUAGUGAGUUUGACGUCUAUGAAAGACCCAGGAAUAGAUGGCAUCGUUUGAAAGGAAAACCAGAGAAGGACCGCAAAAAGGGAGAAAAAGAAAGAGGAGACCUGGAGGUUAAGGUGGCAUUCACAGUAAAAUCUGGAUCGCUUCUGGAUGUGUCCAAUAAAACAAGUAAAAAUAAAUCCAUAACAUCUUUAAAGAAUCUAGGUGGUAGCUUAAUGAGUUUAGGCAGCAAAGAAAAAGCAAGCUUAAAGAAUUUUGCCAAGUCAGUCAGUCAUAAAAUAGACAAGGUUGCACACAAGCCAGGCAAAAAGAAGAAUCGCAAAGAGAGUCGAGACAACCAGGGCUUCCCCCAGGAGUUAAUGCAGUCACGGCAACACGCAGGAGAAGCAGAUCCGGGCGUUAUAUCCGAUAGUGAUGAUGAAGGAUUUGGGUUUGAUGAAGAAGUCACAGUUAACACUCGGUCCAGUAGCCCUUACAGCACCAUAUCCAGAGGUUCUUCUCUCCUCCAGGAGUCUCAUGAGGAUGAAGCCCUGCGCCAUAACAGCCACAACCUGUCCAUCCCAGAAACCAGACCUCCUCCAAAGCCAGCUCGUCUUGGAGGCCAUGUGGAUGUGCCCGUCAUAGCAGUGGAGCCCAUGCCCCCACCAUCUCCUCAGUCCUCAAUUUCCUCUCACUCUCAGGAACCUUCAACCCCCGUAACUGCUUCCAACCCACCCAUGAUGUUCCCAAACCUAACCCCAAUUAAUCUCUCCUCCCAUAAUGAUUCCCAGUCCUCUCGCGACAGUGCUUCAUCAGACUCUGCAAUGACUAUGUCACUAACUAGUAGUAUAACCACCAAAGAUAACUCGAUACCAAGUUUGGAGCCCGUUUCCCCUGAAGUUACCCCAGAGCCAACCCCAGAACCCACCCCUUCAUUUAAAGAAGAGCUUAAACCCAGUGUGCCAAGAGAACCUCCUUCUCCAGAGAAACCUGUUCGAUUUAAAAGAUCUUCUAGCGUUACUGAGACUACUGCUCCACCUUCUCCUGCUUCUGUAAAAUCUGAGCAAUCACUGGCAGUUCCAUCUCCAACUAAGGGACGUUCACUUAGUACUUCAGCAGCCCCAAAAGUUAUGGAAAGAACAGUCAUUACUCCUCCUACAAAGGAACGUUCCUCUCCAAAAGGGUCAGCUCUUGAGUCAUUGGUAUCAUCUGCAUCAAAAGUAUCAUUGGUUGAAAGGGCCCUUGUUUCUCCAACUACUCCACCUACUCUUGAGAAGAGUGACUCUAGCCAGAAUAUUUUGGAUGUUAAAGCACCAAGUGAACAAAAUGGGUUCAAUGUAUCUGCUCCACCAACUCCCACCACACCUAGUGCUUUUACAUAUAACUUUGGAUCUGGCUCAGCCACACCCUCUACUCCUGCUACUCCCAAGGAGAGCAGUUCUGGUCCCACUCCUGCCACCCCAACUUCCCUGACAUCCCGAGGGACCCCAGGGCUGGCUGAGCGGCCCAGUGCUGCAGUGGUGCGUUCUGGGUCCCUUCAUGAAAAGCCCAACACUCAGCCCAUCGUUGAUGAGUGGGAGAGGAAACUUUAUGGCAGGAAUGCUAAAGUCAAGAAGAUUUCAGCAGAUAAAGCAAAAGUUGUUGGAAGUAUGGAGAACAUGAAUAGAAGUGACAGUCGAUCUUCCCUUGGUAAUUCACGUUCUAGCAGCACCCAAGAUGUUACACGAGGAGAUGAACCUGGAACAAGGUUCCCAGAAAUAAAGGCUUUGCGUCUUGAGAAGAAAUCAAGAGAAGAUGGUGAUGAAACUGAAGGAAAAAAGAGACGAGGCAAAGUUGGAGGACUUAAAUCCAAACUCUUUGGAGGAAAUAGUCGAGAACGCAUUGGAGAAGAAGAUGGACGGUUUGUUGAAGGAGGAAACGAUCGUCUUCCACAUCCUCCAACACAUCAGUCACGUUUGCCUCAAGAGAUUCACGAUAAAUUUGCUGGGAAGUCACGAGAGGAUUUACUUGAGAUGAUUGUGAACCUGCAAGCAUCAAUAGAAAAGAAUGCUCGCCACACUAGGGAUCUCGAAGACUAUAUUGAUGGUCUUCUUUUGCGAGUGAUGGAAACCACACCAAACCUUCUACAAGCACCCAUCACUAAGGGCAAAAAAUUAAACAACUAAUAAAGACAGCAAAAACAGUACUGGUCAAGAAAACACUACAAAAGUGUUUGGCCGCUCCUAAAGAAGCUUGACAGGAAAUUCCAUCCAGGACAUACUUCCCAGGCACCUCACUGUUUGCCUGGUUUUGCAUCAUCAAGCAGUUUAAGAUUUUCCUUUGGGCUUCCAGUAUCACAGAACUAUUGUGUAAAUAUAUUGGGCACUGUUUAACUGCAAAAUUUUUGUUUCGUUUGUUUCAGGAACUUUUAGUGUGGGGUAACAUCUAUGCAGUUUUAUAUAAAUAGGAAAUAAAAGAUGAGGAUUUUUUUGUUACAAACCUAUGACUUUCAAAAUGUAAAUAUUAUAGGAUGUUCUUUUUGUCACUUUUCAGAACUGUACAUGAAAGAGAAUAUCAAUGUAUUGUUUUCUCACUAUAAUGGGAGCAUAACAGAAAAUAUACUACAUUAUAAGAUAAUUAACAGGAUGUUUGUAAUUAAUUAAAAAAAUAAUUCACUGUAAACAGUCCUUUGAUUUUGAUGUCAAUAGAGAGUAAGAAAAUAUGUAUUUAUUCAGGUUGUGAGAGCAUUUUUUACUCUCUUCACCCAAGUCUCCAGAAAGCAGUAAAAUCUGUGGCAUUAGAUCUUAACAGAGAUAAGACUUUUCUCUUUAUUCAUAUUCAUCUGGUUCAGAGUAUAUGAAAGAGGGUUGCUGAUUGUUACUUAAACCAGAAGUUUUUUGCUUUGGUCCAUGAAAUUGUUUUUAUAGUAAGAAGUUAUUUUGGAUAAACUUGGUAUGACAACUAAAUGUAAGUAAUAGUAUAUUUCUCUUGUAUGAUCAUUAAAAUUCACUUUGUAAUCUCUUCAUUGGACUUGCAGUAUUUAGCCAGUGCCAAAAAAUUAAAGCAAGUUAAAUAUGCAAGCCUCUAUUGCUUGUGUAUGACUUUGUGAGAGAUAUUAUGCAGUCCUUUCUUACAGUUAUAAUGUUAUUUAUCUUUAUAAGAUCAUGAUUUUUAUGAUCCUUCUCUUUUUACUAUCUAAAUGUGGCUUCUUAACAAAACAGUUGGAUGUUGUUACUUGUACUUUGAAGUUAUAUUUUGUUUCACUUUGUCUUCAGUUUAUUUCAUUGUUUCUUAUGCAUUAUAUGUCAUUUUGAGGAGGCAGUACAGUUGGUAUGACAAAAGGCACAUUGUUUUUUGAAAUUCAAAGUAAGAGACCAUUCAUUUUGAUAAUUGUGGACUUCCAUUUUUAAUUUUGAAGAAUUGUAAAUGUUAGUGUUAAGCUGUUAUCUGAGGAAUAAGUGUUUUAAUGUAUGGCAGAUGUACUGUUCUCUUGGAAUAUGGAAAAUGUUCCAUCUAUUUAAUUUAAUUCACUAAAGGUUUGUGAUUAUUUAGGAACUGAGGAAUUAGUGUGUGUGCAAAUGCUAAUUUUGAAACCAUUAUUUUUUUUCUAAUGUUAAAUUUCAUGAAAUAGAUUUCCUUUCUCUUUUGUUCGUUUGUUUUGAGGCCAGAGGUAAAAUAACUGCAUUGUGCAUAAAACUGUUUCAUUUUCUGCAACAUUCCCUUUGGUUUUCUACUUGUUUAACUGUCUAGCAGUGUUAUGUACUUACACUUGUAAGGGGUAUUUUCUUGCAUUUCCUUUCAUAUAAUGCUUUAGUGUAUAUUGUGUAUUACAAAGCUUUACAAGAGUCCAUAACUAUGUUGGAGUGUCAGAUGGAUUGAGACUCCUAGUUUUGUGACAAAGUUGUGAUAAACAUGGCCUUUUUAAUAGUAGCUGAAAUAUGCAAUGAAUGAUUGUGAAGGUAUUGAAUGAAUGGUUUAGCUGUAAAUAAUAUGUCUUUUGUAAGGGAGUAGAUAUGGUAAUAUUAACUACAAAGACUGCAAUGUAGAUACUUGUAAGCAUAAUGCAUCUAUACACUUUAAAUGAAUUCCUGAACAGUUACACAAGGUGCUUGUAUGCUUUAUAAGAGUGACUGAGCAAUAGGUCUCAGGUUUUGCAUAGAUUUUCAUAGGGGGUCAAAUUAUUGGGUUUCAGUGCUGAGAAUAUAUUUGCAAAGAAGUUAUGACUAUUUCCUGUAUUUGUAAAAUUAUCAAAAGAUACAUUUGUUUGAUUUUAUUCAAAUAUUUUGUGCUGGUUGUGACAUGAUAAGGGCAAAUGUGUCUUUUUGUCCAUACUAUAGACAGUAUUAAAUCUAAUAUCAGCAAUGUGCAAGUACUUAAUUCAAGUACCUCUUAUAAUAGACUGUCAUGUGAAUCUCAUGAUACUUUGUUAGAAUUAGGAAAACUGGGCAAAAUGUUUUAUACUUACACUCUGGGCAUAUUAUUUUGAGAGGGAUCUUGUACUGUUUGAUGAAAUGUAUGAGGUAAUGUAAAUUUUACGUAUUUAUUGGGAAGAUAUUUAAUAAAUUAUUAUAUUUAUUAACAGAUAAGCAGCUUUAAUCAGAAUGAAUGAUGAGGUAUUUUCCAAAUGCUGUAACUAAUAAGUGGUCACACAUUCCUCCUUUGAGGCCUGAAGUCUAGAAUUGGUAUUUACUUAAAAUACUAAAAUUAUUUCAGGAAACGAUAUCAAAACAGGAUCAUGUCUGCUUGUAAAACUGAAGUGAAAAGAGGAAAGUGAAAGUAGACAUACAAUUAUUUUGAGUGCAAUAAAUCUCAUGUUAGAUUGGGAUGGUGUAAAGCUAUAAGGUUAGGUUACUCUAUCAGUUAUAUUUAGUGCAAUUUCUCAAGAAAAAAUACUUUUAAAUUUAUAAACUACCUAUUUUGUAUUUUUCUGACAGUUUUGAUGGGGUGGUUAUUAAAAGAAUGUAUAGAAAGAAUUGUGAAAAUUUUGUUGUAAUUAUAUUUUCAGUAAGAACCAUAUGCAGAUUUUUUUUUUUAAUAACUGUCAUUAGCAAAGAGUGUAUUUGCACAUUUGUAUUAUUAUAACUGCCCGUAAGAAUCUUUGGUAUUUGUUGGUGUGGUGUAACUAGAAAGAAAUGUCUCUUGCUGUAAGAGUGUGUAUUAAGAAGGAAAAACUGCAACUAUUUACUGCAACCAUUUUUUUCUGAUUAGCAAAAACCUUUGGAAUUAUGAUGCUUAAAUAGAAGAGCACAGUAGGAGGAUGGAUUGGUUAGUUAAAAUUAAUCUAUGCUUUAGCUAGCUUAGAAUAGGAAAUCAUUUACAUUCAAAGUGCCUUAUAUAAUGGCUAGUGAGUUUAUCUUCCAUUGUAUCUAUAAAGAAUAUUUUGCAUAUAGAACAUUCUUGGUUGUAAUUGAAUAUUUAACUGCAGCAUGGAGAUAUGGAUGUAUGGAUAAACAUAGGGGCAUAUGCACGCACACUUACACUUUUAAAAUUUGUAACUUUAACUUGGUCAACAUUCACAAAUGGAUACCCACACAGACAUAUACUUCAUUUCAUUUACAUAUAUGUGUAUCUUUAUGUUUAACUGUCUAUAAGGGUGAAAGGAUCAUUUAGUUUUCUUUUUUGAUAGGCAAGAGACUUUUUGUAAUGUAGAAACUAAAAGUUGUUAAGACUUGUAACUGAAUGUAUCAUCCCAUAGUUAUUUUGAUAACUGUGCAUAACACAUAAAUAAAUCAUACAAAUGUA
This is a messenger RNA of Penaeus indicus, 6104 nucleotides long. RefSeq names its product rab11 family-interacting protein 1-like. The transcript has 17 exons. Gene Ontology annotation, molecular function: small GTPase binding. Gene Ontology annotation, cellular component: intracellular membrane-bounded organelle. The record is from RefSeq and is a predicted model, not a curated record. Gene Ontology annotation, biological process: regulated exocytosis. NCBI's taxonomy places the organism in Eukaryota, Metazoa, Arthropoda, Malacostraca, Decapoda, Penaeidae. Bases 131 to 2548 code for a protein of 805 amino acids.